AUGGCCAUCUCGACUGCCAUCGUUGCUUUGAAGCAAAGAGUAUUCGACUAUGCUCUGCAUUCGACCGCCAUUUCAAUCCUUCUCAUACCCCUCAUUUACGUCAUUGCAAAUGAGUUCAUUCGUUCCAAGGCCAGGAUAGCAAAGCUAGAUGGUCCUGGAGGACUACCGCUUAUCGGCAACUUGUGGGAUAUCCGGGUCAAUGCGGCGGAGCAGUAUCGCAGAUGGGCCAGGAAGUUUGGUUCUGUCUAUCAGAUUCAACUGGGCAAUGUUCCUGUCGUUGUAGUGAACUCUGCUUCUGCAGCUAGGGCUCUCUUCGGACAGAAUGCCCAGGCGCUUAGUUCCCGCCCCGAGUUUUACACUUUCCACAAGGUUCUUUCGGAUACAGCAGGAACGACUAUCGGCACAUCUCCAUACAGCGAUUCUCUCAAGCGACGCCGCAAAGGCGCUGCUUCGGCCCUGAACCGACCGUCAGUAGCAACCUAUGUACCGCACCUCGAUGUCGAAUCACGGGACUUCAUCAAGGAGCUACACGAAUAUGGGAAGGCUGGACAGGCUCCUGUAGACCCUAUGCCGAUGAUCCAACGCCUGUCCCUGUCUCUCGCCUUGACCCUCAACUGGGGUACUCGCAUGAGCAGUCAGAAAGACCAUCUUUUCAAGGAGAUCACUCAUGUCGAGGAGGAAAUCAGCCGCUUCAGAUCAACCACGGGCAACCUUCAAGACUACAUCCCGCUCCUGCGAAUCAACCCUAUCAACAUGCACUCGGCCAAGGCGCGAGAUAUGCGCAGCAGACGCGACGUCUACCUGACUGCCCUGAACAGAGGCCUGGAUGAGCGUAUGGCGAAUGGCACGCACAAGCCUUGUAUUCAAGCCAACGUCAUCAUGGACAAGGAGGCAAAGCUCAACCAGGCGGAGCUGACCUCCAUCAGCCUUACCAUGCUUUCUGGAGGACUCGACACCAUAACGACCCAGGUCGCUUGGUUCAUCGCCAUGCUAUCCCAGCGACCAGACAUCCAGGACAAGGCUGUCACCGCGAUUAGAGAAUUCUACAGCGAGAAGCAGCCUCUUUGCGAUGCUGAAGAUGACCAACAGUGUCGAUACAUCGUAGCUCUGGUGAGGGAGUCUCUGAGAUACUACACCGUCCUUCGCCUGGCUCUCCCACGAGCCUCAGUUCGUGAUGUUCCUUACGGACAGACUGUGAUCCCCAAGGGAUCAGUCAUCUUCUUGAAUGCUUGGGCUUGCAACAUGGACUCUGAAGUAUGGACCGACCCAGAAGUCUUUCGCCCCGAACGGUGGUUUGAACAGCCUGACGCGCCGCUAUUCACGUAUGGUGUUGGCUAUCGCAUGUGCGCUGGCUCUUUGUUGGCCAACCGCGAGCUCUACCUCGUCUACAUGAGACUUCUCAAUAGCUUCAAGAUUGAGAAGCAUGAUGAUGUAGACCAUCAUCCCAUCUCCGGCAAUGCCGAUCCUACUUCCCUCGUGGCGAUGCCCAGGCCGUACAAGGCGAAAUUUGUGCCCCAUAAUGCAACGAUUUUGAGUAACGCACUGAAGGCAACUGAAGAAAAAUCUUAG
This is a messenger RNA of Colletotrichum orchidophilum, 1569 nucleotides long. Its product is annotated as cytochrome P450. Bases 1 to 1569 code for a protein of 522 amino acids. The record is from RefSeq and is a predicted model, not a curated record. NCBI's taxonomy places the organism in Eukaryota, Fungi, Ascomycota, Sordariomycetes, Glomerellales, Glomerellaceae. The transcript is spliced from 3 exons. Gene Ontology annotation, molecular function: heme binding; oxidoreductase activity, acting on paired donors, with incorporation or reduction of molecular oxygen; iron ion binding.